Molecule: messenger RNA, 2456 nt
Organism: Monopterus albus (swamp eel)
Lineage: Eukaryota; Metazoa; Chordata; Actinopteri; Synbranchiformes; Synbranchidae
Gene: hdgfl2
Product: HDGF like 2
Exons: 16
Coding region: 206-2176 (656 amino acids)
Molecular function (GO): histone H3K27me3 reader activity; histone H3K9me2/3 reader activity
Source: RefSeq, a predicted model, not a curated record
CCCUUUACCGGACGUUUUUUGCGUCUUGUUGCCACCUUCCCUCUGCUGUCUUUUCUCGCGGUAACGUUAGUAUACUGUUAGCUUGCUAGCUAACCCUAUCGUUUCCAGGUUUCGUGUCGACCUGAAAACAGCAAACGAAGAGAGACACAGAAAGACUACGCAGCUAAAUAUUCUUUAAAUCUUGACUGCAUAAAGGAGUGGGAAAAUGCCACACAACUUCCAGCCCGGUGACCUGGUCUUCGCUAAAAUGAAGGGAUACCCCCACUGGCCAGCUAGGAUUGAAGAUGUGGCUGAUGGGGCAGUGAAACCACCUCCUAAUAAAAUCCCAAUUUUCUUUUUUGGGACACACGAAACAGCAUUCCUCGCACCAAAGGACCUUUUUGCCUAUGAAAAGUAUAGAGAUCGCUAUGGAAAGCCCAACAAAAGGAAGGGAUUCAAUGAAGGUUUAUGGGAGAUCCAGAACAAUCCACAUGCCUCCUACAGUGCCCCGCCUGUACCGGCGAGCUCAUCUGACAGCGAGGGCAACAAUGCCAGAGGAGGAAGUGAUGAGGAAGAUGAUGAUGAAGAGGCCACGGUUCCUCGGAAAGCCGACUCAGUAAGUGAGGCUGAUUCUGAUUCUGGAAGUGAAGACCGAGGAAGGGGAGGAGGAGUGAAGCGGAAGCCACCUGCUCCCAAGCGGCCUCCUCCUCCAAAAAAGGCUCGAGGCUCGUCCAGUGAUCGAAAUGAAGAGGAGAGUGGAUCCCCCUCUGAAUCAGAACCCACAUCUUCAGAGUCUGACUCUGGAAAGAACAGUGACCAGGAUUUUACUCCAGAGAAGAAAACUGGUGGACGAGGUGGAAAGAAAGCAGGAGGCAGAGGGAAGAAAAAGAAAGCUUCCUCUGGCUCGGAUUCAGACACAGGGUCAGGGUCAGAGAAGAAAGUAGUAGACAGUGACUCAGAGGAUGAGAAGCCUCGACCAGCUCUGUCUGGCUCAGAGUCCCAGUCUGGCUCAAAGUCUGAGUCAGACUCAGAUCCACCUCCUCGUAAAGGCCCACAAGCUCGCAAGAAAGAGAAGCCUGCACCAAAGCCUCGUGCACGGAAACCCAAACCUGCUCCUGCAAAACGAGCACCUUCAUCAUCUUCCGACAGUGACAGUGACAGCGAACCCGACCGCAUCAGCGAAUGGAAAAAACGAGAUGAAGAACGCAGACGAGAGCUAGAGGAGCGCCGGAAAAAGGAGGAAGCAGAGGAGCUGCGCCGGCUACGAGAGAAAGAGAAGGAAGAAGAGGAGAAAAAGAAAAGAGAAAAGGAGAAGAGUAAAAAAGGGAGCGACAGUGACAGCACCAGUAGCUCAGAUGAAGGUGUAGAUGAUCACCCAUUGAAGAAGUCCAAGAAACCCCCUCCACCCCCAAUCCCUGCACCCUCAGACUCUGAUUCUCCAGCUGAGGUGAAAAAACCACCCAAGAAGUCCGACAGUCAGAAGAAGUCAAGAAUAAAGAAAGAGAAGGAAAGGAAAGAAAGAAAGGAAAGGGAGCUAAAAGAGAAGAGAGCCAAACGGUCAGAGGAAAAGUCCAGAGUGAGGGCUAACCCUGAGAGACCCAAACGCAAACCUGAGAGGCCACCAGAGAAGAAAGUGGAAAAGAAAAAGGAACCAUCACCAGAAGAAAGGCUACAAAAACUCCAUACAGACAUAAAGUUUGCACUCAAAGUGGAUAACCCAGACAUAGACCGGUGUCUACAAGCCCUAGACGAGCUUGAGGCUGUACCUGUCACCAGCCAGAUCCUCCAUAAGAAUGCUGAAGUUAUUGCCACAUUAAAGAAGAUUCGGCGAUAUAAAGCCAGCACUGCAGUCAUGGAAAAAGCUACUGAUGUCUACAACAAGUUAAAACUUCGCUUUGUGGGCAAGACAGAGGUGGCAGCUAAACCUAAAACAGAGAACAAGGAACCAGAAGAUACUGAGAAGGAGACACAAAAUACAGACUCUGCUCCAGUGAAUGGAGAAUCAGAACAGAAAAAAGAUGAUGUGGCAGUAGAGGAAAAACCUAAAUCACCUGUAGGGGAGGACAAUAAUGACGAUACUACAGCAAGUCCAAACAGACGGAGCCCAGACAGCCCCGCUGAGCAACAGACGCACACCUAUGAAGAAGCAGAAAACUCUCUCUCUGCAGAGACAGAACCACCUGCUGUGGAAAGCUGAAAGGCCCUUAAUCACUGUUGCAGUGGACCAAGUGCUAAAAGAUGGUGGCCUCUUUGUUUGAUGUCAUACAGUGCUCCCGGCCCAGCACAACUGCAGCGCACGCACACACAGCAUUUCCUACAGUAUCUGUUACAUCAAUUUUGAUGUUUUGGACAUUUUGCACCAUAAUGAUAUCAAACCAGAAGGCCCCAUUGCUCAGUUUGGUUCAUUAUUUAUCACAGCAAAAAGGAAAGCUUAUUAGUGUGUUAGUUUGUGACGCUGUGCAAACUCCUUUUGUUUA